Messenger RNA from Camellia sinensis, 1677 nucleotides. The record is from RefSeq and is a predicted model, not a curated record. Lineage: Eukaryota; Viridiplantae; Streptophyta; Magnoliopsida; Ericales; Theaceae.
AUGGAUGAAAGGAAGAAAAAUGAGCCUUCUAAAGGAAAAAGCAAAUUGAAGAGUGAUAAAACAAAGGAGGAAAACAUAGGAGAAAGGGUGGACAAGUGUGAAAAACUUAAGACAUUUGAGGAGUUCUUCAUGGAUAAAUUUAAAUCCAUUGGAAAUGAUCUCAUCUUUUUUAUUCCAAUCUUGCACACCCACAUGCCAACUUCUAUCAUUUCAUUGGAAGUAGAAAAAAAGAUGAUUAGAGCUCUUGAUCUGCUAAAAUCAUUUCGAACUUUGUUGCGUACUGAUGUUGCUGCAAAUAAGUUUUUAAGAGAACUCAUUAAUGGAACUGCAUAUGUCAGGAACAGGAUUAAUGGAUUCAUGAAGUUGAGUUCUGUCAAGGCAGAGUGCCUUCAAGUACUCAAAUUCCUUCGCGAAACCUUUUCUGCUCUAAAUACUACUGACAAAUUUGUAAUUCGAAGUUUUUGCUUGCAAAAUGCGUGCUUGAUAUUCUGCACUGCUUCAAGCUCUGCUAAGUUGUGUAUAGAAGAAGAAAACCCACUGGAACUGUUGGUGAUCGAUGAAGCUGCUCAGCUCAAAAAAUGUGAAUCCACUAUUCCAUUACAGCUCUCUGGUAUCCGUCAUGCUAUACUCGUUGGCGAUGAACGACAACUUCCUUCAAUGGUUCAAAGCAAGAUAUGCCCGAACGUUGAAUUUGGAAGAAGCUUAUUCGAAAGGCUGGUGUUAUUAGGGCAUAAAAAGCAUCUUCUUAGCAUCCAAUACAGAAUGCAUCCAUCAAUAAGCAUGUUUCCGAAUAGGGAAUUCUAUGACAAUAUGAUUUCUGAUGGUCCGAAUGUCAAAGAGAGAACCUACGAGACGCCUUUUCUUCAAGGAAGUAUGUAUGGCUCUUAUUCCUUCAUAAAUGUAAGCUAUGGCCAAGAGGGCUUUGAUAACAGACAUAGCACGAAAAACACAGUGGAGGUAGCUGUGGCCGCCGAUAUUGUUGCAAGACUCUUUGAAGAAUCUAAGGCGUCAAAACAGAAGGUUAGAAUUGGUUGCAUAUCACCAUAUAAGGCUCAAGUAUUUGCACUUGAACAAAAAUUUGGAAAAACGUACAACACAGAUGCAAACAGCGACUUUUCUGUAAGUGUUCGAUCUGUUGAUGGGUUUCAAGGUGGUAAGGAAGAUGUCAUAAUUAUCUCUACUGUGCGAUGCAAUGGGCGUGGAUCAAUGGGCUUUCUUUCCAAUCAUCAAAGAGCUAAUGUGGUUCUCACUCGAGCAAGGCAUUGCCUUUGGAUUUUGGGGAAUGGUGUUACUUUGAUUAAUAGCGGCAGUGUAUGGAAAAAAUUAGUUGUAGAUGCCAAGGCUCAAGGUUGUUUUUAUGAUGCGAAUGAUGACAAGAACUUAGCUCAAGCUGUUGGAGGCGCCUUAGUUGAGCUUAACCAACUUGACAUAUUACUCAAGCCCGGUUCUUUUCUGUUUAGUAAUACAAGGCACCCAAGUUCGUUGGCUGGGUUGAAUUGGCUCUGUUUUCAUAUGUACAGGAGGCUAAUGCACCUGUAUCAUGUAGAGAAGAAAGGAUGUUCUCCUUCAAAGAAUGUCAAAUAAAGCAGCUGGCCUGAAGGUUGCAGAUGCACCAAGCUCAUCUGAGAUGCAUGAAUCAGAUUUGUCUGCUGCAGCUACUGGUCUGCUGCUGCUGGU